Messenger RNA from Bradysia coprophila, 6651 nucleotides. RefSeq names its product Zn finger homeodomain 1. Gene Ontology annotation, biological process: regulation of transcription by RNA polymerase II. Lineage: Eukaryota; Metazoa; Arthropoda; Insecta; Diptera; Sciaridae. Gene Ontology annotation, molecular function: DNA-binding transcription factor activity, RNA polymerase II-specific. The record is from RefSeq and is a predicted model, not a curated record. Gene Ontology annotation, cellular component: nucleus.
AUAGAAAAAAAAAACAGAAUCUCGAAUGUAUUUUGGGAAAACAUUGCGUACCUUUGCCGUUGGUUUUCCGAGAUCAUUUUCAAAUAGUAGCGACUCAAACGUCGCCGCGUUAGCACGUUAUACUUGCUGGUUUUUUUUUGGGAGAAAAUUUAUUCGGUAUUAUAAAGUCCCUCUGUGUGAAAUUUCAUAGAAUAUUUAUAUGAACAUGUUAUACAAGGAACUUACCUCUUUUGUAUACAGCGAUUGCAUACAAAGAAAUUAAUAAAUAAAAAAAAAUUGUUUGUGCGGUUAAUAAAAAAAACUUUGUGGUUGUUCGUCGAAAGGAAAAAUUCGUAAUUUGCAAAUGUUAAAAUUAAUAAUUUUUAUCGGCCGAGUUUGCACAUUGUCUACGAAUAUACGAGUAAAUAUUGUCGCAGAUUUAAUGAAGUGAUUUUUUUGAUUUUGAUUCAGAAAUGAAGAGAAGUGAUUUGAAUAAGAAAAUGGAAAAUAUUCCGUUGAAAAUGUCGAAGAUCUUAUGUUCUUAAAGACUUCGAAUAACGGCUUUUAAGUUAUGUAGUACGACAAGCGGAGGACUUUUUACGAGAAAACAAAACAAGAAAAAAACAUUGGAAGAUUUUUGUAACCGAGAAAAAAAAAGUUCGAAACGAGAAUCAGUGUAAAUGUUUUUAGUGUUUGCAACAAAAUAAUAAACAAACGAGAGAGUACAUUCAGUGGGCACAAAGACAAAAACAUUGAUACGUAUGUACUUAAAACAGAAUACAUCGAAAUAAAUCAACGGAUGAAUAGAAAUCGAGUCUCUUUGAUUUUUAUUUUCAAAGUAAAUCAAGACACGCUUACCUGCAUAAAAUAGAAACGUCACCCGAUACAACGACUGAUAUUGUUAACAAACAAAAAGUAACAAAUUUUAUAUACGAAACUCACAUUGUAAAUCAAACAAAAAUAAAUAAAUCCAAGAAAAGAUAAAUAAAAUCGAAAAGAAAUCGAAUCUGUGCUCAAAAUUUGUGCAAUGGAAUGCUUAAUUGAUUCUUGCUUUUCUCUUUGAUUUAAAUGUAUUUAAGCACUUCCGACAAGUGUUCGAAUAGUUUGAUUAAAUUUAAAAUUAAGAAAAAUUGUUGUGCCAUCAUUUAAAAAGCAUUCCAAUGUUGUCUUGUUUGGUACCACGUUUCGGACAAGAAGACAAAACAAUGCCAUCUUCCGCCGCCUUUUCCUUGCAGUUUCCACUACUUUCAACAACCGGAAAAGAUGAUAAUUCGCCUUCAAACUACUUCAUAAGCUGUACACAAUGUCAUCAAGGAUUGCCCGGCUUUCAGGCACUCAAAGAGCACAUCGACACAAUGCAUCCCGUGAAAAGUGACGAUUUGCAUGAACACCGUAUGAAUAAUGGAAAUCUUGCAUCCUCAUCAUCAUCGCCCAUACCAACAUCUAAUGCGCAUAAGCAUUCCCAUUUACCUUCUGCAUCGUCUUUGUCAGCAUCUACGUCCAUCUCAUCACAAAUGCAUGAUGAAAGAGGCCGUUCAACUAGUCCAUGUACAUCGGAUGGUGCCUACGCAUGCUCUCAGUGCUCCGCCUCAUUCCCAAACCGUGACCUACUUGAGAAGCAUGAACUGUUGCAUUCACCGAAUGCUCUUGUGAGUUGCAAAAUUUGUCACAAGACCUUCGCCAAUGUGUAUCGGCUGCAACGUCAUAUGAUAAGUCACGACGAAUCAGCAUUGCUGCGGAAAUUCAAAUGUACCGAUUGUGAUAAAGCGUUUAAGUUCAAGCACCAUCUGAAAGAGCACAUCCGCAUACACAGCGGGGAAAAGCCAUUCGGAUGCAACAACUGCGGUAAACGAUUUUCGCAUUCGGGUUCCUAUUCCAGUCACAUGACCUCGAAGAAAUGCAUCAGCAUGGGCCUGAAGCUGAACAAUCGAUCGAUUAAAAUGGAAAAGUCAAUGAACAGCACCCACAGUAGUGGUGUACCGAAACGUGGUUUCUUGCCGCCAACAUUGCCGGUUGGUUCGAACAAUAACAAUUCGUCGAAUAGCCCGAACAAUAAUGCAUUUAUGCCCAUGCUGACCAAAUACAAUAACUACGAAGCGAUGAACGCAGCUUUCUUGGCCUCAUUCCAGAACCUUCAAAAUCCAUUUUAUCCGAUCGGUCCAUUGGAUCCAAGAACGUCAGCACUCAAUCCGUAUAGUAUACAUCGCCUGUUAGAAUUGACUAGUGCGUCGCAUACAAUGGAUUUGAUAAACAAAGCCAGCAACAAUCACCUCAAAAACGAAACACCUAGUCUGCAUUCCGAUCCGGAAGAUAUGAUUGAGGAAGUGACCGAAGAUGUUUCCGACGAGCCAAAUAAACUGGUCAUGGAUUUAGGCGAUGACGAAGACAAAUCGGUUCGUGAUAGUCGAUCGUCGACAUCUCCGUCACCGAUCAUAAACACCCUCAAUUUGAACAAUGGAAACUUGAGUACUUACAAUUCGAUCAUGGAAUCUGUAAACGCUUCCGUCUCACACAAUUUAAAUUUACAAGAAAAUGCCAAACAUUUAGAAUUUCAACGACAAUUGACGCCGGACAUGCGCCGGUCGUCGUACUCGCCGUCGCAGAGCGAAGAAAAGGACAAUCCGAAGGAAGAGGAAUCGUUGGUGUGUUCGCAGUGCGACAAGAAAUUCAAUCACAAGACUGAGCUGGCUCAACACGAAAAAGUAUUAUGUGGCAUGUUCCGGAAGCACGAACAGUCUGUCGAAAAUGUUGCGAACAAUUCGAACUACCAUAUUCCAAUGCAUUCCGGCAGUGAAGACGAUGGUGAGGAUGUUAACAAAUUAUCUAGUGACUCUGAGCGAAAAGUUCGCGUACGAACGGCCAUAUCGGAGGAGCAACAGUUGAUGUUAAAAGAGCACUACAGUCUUAACUCUCGUCCGAAUCGAGAAGAGUUCCGCACAAUCGCUCAGCGACUUCAGCUGGAUCCACGUGUGGUACAGGUCUGGUUCCAGAAUAACCGAUCACGUGAGCGCAAAUUGAAUAACAUCGGCUACUUGAAACAAUCGUUCGCACAACAACCAACCAUACGAAGUAGUUCAGCGUCACCGGCGUACAGUCCGUUGAUGGAUGAUCAACCAUUGGAUUUAUCAUUGAAAAAAGAGUCACUUCAUUCCACGCCGUCAAGCUCGCCACGAUACGGUACCGCUCCGCAACAAAACGAUUCCCCAGCCACCGACGAAGUGAUAAAUUUAAGCCGUAAAUCGUCUAGAAGUCCAACCCCAUACCGUUCAAUGCAUUACUACGGUGCCGCAAUGUCUCAUCGCGGAGAACAAUUUCCCAGACAUACUCCAUCGCCGAACGAGGCAGUGCCCCGUUACACGCCAUACAUUCUUCCCGGUGCGGCGUCAGCUUUAGGUUUGGUGCCCAUGGAACGUUUACUGCAAAUGACUCCGGAAAUGGCCCGAAAUCCAUUGAUGGGAUUAAAAUCGGAAAGUUUGAGUCCGGGAUCGGAAAAACGUUCAUGGAAAUGUGAAGAGUCGAGAAGUUCGCAUGAAGAUGAUAUGCAUAUGAUGCACUUGCAGAAGAGACCGUCUCUCAAACAGGAACCAGAAGUCGAAGGACAGUUCAUUUGUGAUCAAUGCGAUAAGGCUUUUUCCAAGCAGAGCUCGUUGGCCCGACACAAGUAUGAACAUUCUGGUCAACGUCCGUACAAAUGCCUCGAAUGUCCGAAAGCGUUCAAACACAAACAUCACUUGACUGAGCACAAGCGUUUGCACAGCGGCGAGAAGCCGUUUCAAUGCUGUAAAUGCUUGAAGCGUUUCUCGCACUCUGGAUCCUACAGUCAACACAUGAAUCACCGCUAUUCCUACUGCAAACCUUACAGAGAUUAAUUUCGUUGGCCAUUUUAUUUUCUUCCUUCAGCUGCCAUAUUCAAUGCUAAAUUAAAGGGUGUGCCUACAAAAUAAAUUAAAAAUACAAAACAAAAAAACUGAUUGAGUUCAUGAACAAAUAAAAGAGGUUUUGAUGGAAAUCAGUUUAAAAUUUCAACCGGAAAAUAAAUAAAACUUUUUUGCUAAUCAAAAAAAAAAUUGGAAAAUUUAAAAAUUUAUUUGAACAAAAUAUCGAUGUGAUUUAAGUACAUUAAUUUUACUUCUAAAAACAAACCUAAACUAUAAAAAUAUAAAUUAACGUACUUAAAGUAAAGAAAAUUAAUUAAAAAAAAGAAAGAAAAAUCUAAAAUUUAAAACUAAAAUUCAAAUACAAUCCAACGUUGGGCAGGAUCGUUUUGGAUCACAAAAAAUUGUUUCUUCAUUCCUUACAUAAAAAGAGAGAGAAAUCCAACGAACUUUGUUUCGCUUUUCUUGGUUCUCGUGCGUUUUUUUUUUAAAUUUAAGUUAAAUUCUUUUUUCUUUCUUCCAUUGAAUGUAAUUUUUUCUAAAAAAAUUUCCAUUCAUCCCGUGAAUUCAAAUGGCCAAAAUAGAAUUAAUUUGCUAUAUAUGUAAUGUUUAAGUGACAUUUAAGUUUAGUUAUAAGAUUUUUUAACGGUAAGUUUUUUUUCUUUUGAAAUAAAUAAUUUAAAACUUUUUCUCCAGCCAAACGAUAUUUAAUUUUGCAAUCUCUUAGAUAGAAGUAAAAGAAGACAGAGAAAAUAUUUCGUAAAUCAAUUAAUAACUAUUCAUUGUUACGUAAUAUUAGUUACAAAUCAAAAUAAAAUAUUAUUUUUUAAUUAUUAAUCUUGGGUCGGAAUAUAUCUUGGUAUUAUUCUAUUUUUAGUUCCAUUUUUAUUUUUUAUUUUUAUUUUGUGGAUGAGUGAAUGCUAUUCGAAUUAAUUUUUUAUGUUUUUUUUAUUUAAUUUUUUUUAACUUUGAAAAAAGCUUUUUUUUGAUUUUUUUUCUAUUAUUUUUUCACAUCUUCCGAGGUGUCUAUACCUGUAAUAUACUCAAUAUAAUAUGAUUUUACACUGACUUGCAAUAUUAGCUGAAGCGGAUCAUUAAGUGUGACGCAAAUUAAUAUCUAAGAUCGAGAAGAGAGCAUUUAAUUUUGAAAAGAAAAAAUCCUUUUUUUAAGUUCAUCAAUUUUUUUUUUGGCUUAAAUGGAGUCCGUUCUUCCAUUCUUGCAACCCACCAGUUAUAACAACCACCAUUCGCUAAACAUUUAAUUUGAUCUAAAGAUGAUUUGACGUGAGAUGACACAUCAAAAAACGUGCAUAUAAUACACAUUGUACGUACGAAUGAUUGUGUGUUACAAAUAAUAGGCUUGAAUUUGAACGGUCUAAACUAUAAAUGACAUAUGUCAUCGAAACGUCAGAGUGGGUCAGUUUCUUUUUUUGCCAAUUGCAUUAUGAUCCUUCUGUAAAAGCUCAACUCAAGGCCUCGGUAAUAAUCAGAAAAACAUUAUUUGAAGCUAGGAAUACAUAUUGAUCUCCAGUUACUCGCACUCACCUUAUAAUAUGAGACCCUCAAAUUAUACCACUUCUGUCAGAAUAUACUAAUACUAAGUUAGUGCGCUCUAAGUGAUUUUUCGUUAUAUAAUCGCUAAAGCGAAAAUUACUUUAAGGGUACGUUUACGUCAUUUUAAAGUCACUUACAGAGCACUUGCAAUUUUUUUUUACAAUUUAAGGUUGUAAGGCAUAUUUUUGUGUGUUCAUUUCGAGGCUUUAUGUUUGUUUGUUUUUUUUUUGUCGGUCUGUGUUAUCGUCAGCAACACCUAAUAUCACAUCCUCUUACUCAUUUCAUUUCGUUUUUAUCAACCUGCGGCAUCGUCAUUAUGAAUAAUUUUUUUGAUUUUUGUUUUUCAAUUUAAAAUAUUUUCUUGAAUUAAUGGGAAUACUCACGUGUCGGAAAUUGUUGUGAUCGUUAUAUCGGACUGUUCCUUUAAAUUAAUUGUAGAAAAGAUGUGAGAAGAAGUCAGCACAGAUGUAAUAGCUAUUCGUAACAAAGAAAAAUUGAACGUCAGGGGCCAUUUAAGCACCCCGAUACGAAUUUUAUGGAAAAGAAGGAGUUGGUUUUGAGUUUCAGACUAUUGUUUCUGUCGAAAUGGUCGAGGUUAAGGUACAUGAACAGUACAUAAACUAAGGAAUUAAUUCAGAUCAGUGGAUAGACAUUCUAUUCGUUUCUGGGCGGCGCAGACUGUGGUGUGUUUAAAAUUUUCGAAUUUUCCUCGUGUGAAAUAAAAAAUGUAAAAAUGGAUUUGUUUCACUACAGGAUUUUUUUUACGCACAUCCGAUCCGCCCCAUUGAUCGUUGUAAUUCGGGUUUGGUUUAGAAGCUCAAAAUCUUGCCCAAAUUCGUAAUUUUUCCUGCAACUUCUACAUCCCUAUUAGUUUUCACCAAGUUUCACUUUAGUGCGUUGUUUUCAGCAUUUCUUUUUUAACAAACAAUUUUAGAUAAUUUUCGUUUUUUUAAAUUUUGAAUCGCAAUUGAAAUUACUCUUGAAAAACUUCUCGUGGUUUAUAAUUUUCGCACCUUUCAAACACCCCUUGUAAUUUACCUCUUGUCCGCAAUUAUUAUCGUAAUGUUUUUUCACUCAAAUCUAUUAGAAAAUAAAAUUUCAACAACCACACUUAUUGAAAUAAAUGCAUUUCUUGGACCACACGGUGUUAACAUGACAAUACAAAAAGAAAAAAAAAUUAUUAAAUUAAAUAACUCGACUAAAGGAAAAUAUAAUUCAAACAAUUGAACGAAAAGAAAGGGAA